GGAAAGAGAGAUCAAAGGCGAGAGCGAGGAACAACAGCAGAGAGGGGGAAAAUAGGAGGGAGGUGGUGGCUUGGCCAUGCACGAGGAUUCGGAUAUCGAGGAGCUAGCAGAACUGAUUGCAACAUUCGUGGAAGUGCUCAUCCUGUCUUCGGGGCUGAGCUCAAGCUGUGCACGUAUUCAUUUCGACGAAGCAACGAUUGGCGAGGUUUUGCGCGUAUCAUUCUGUCUGCAAAGAUUCUUUAGGGAAGCAAGUAGCGGAGUCGCAGAGGAAGAUGGAGGGGACACUCCCAAUGCAGAGCAAAAAGGUGCGCGGGAUCGUUCCCCUUUCCGUCAUCAUGUGCUCCAGUGUGUUGAGCGUCGGCUUUCGUCUGUCGUGCUUCCCUCCUGGCUGCCACCGAUCAAUUCCGAACUCCUUGCAAAUGCGCCACGUGUCAUGUUAUCCUCAUUCCUGCAAUCCGCCUCUCUCUCCGACAAGCAACUCAAGUCGAUCGAGGCAAGCCUGGAAGGGGUUGGCGUCAACAACAACGCGAGGGGCAGCCAGGAUCGGGAUAAAGUGACACGUGGCGGUCAUUGCAGCGUACCGGUGAAGGGGUUGACGUCAUCAACAACGCGAGGGACCGUGGGGGACGGAGAUGCGGAUGUUCGGUACUGCCGGGAUCGGCACCGGGAUCGGGAUCGGGAUCGGGAUCGUCCCAAGGUAACGACCAGUGCCAAGGGAAAGAAACGUAGUCGUGUGGACGAAGUCAUAGUCAUUUCCUCCUCUGACGACGACGACGACGAUGACGAUGACGAUGACGAUUGCGAUGGAGAUGGAGGUGGUUGUGAGGAUAAUGAGAGAGGAAGGACCGCCGGUGAUGGUGGGUUUGUUCGACACAAGAAGGGGAGCAUCGUCGUGAAUGCGGACGGAUGUCCCGGUUCGGUACUUGCGGGAGAGAGAGGAACCCGAUCGAGAUGGUUGAGGGAGGAAGACGAAGAGAGGGAGGUGCUGAGGAGAUACGUCGACGAAGAAGUGCAGAGGCGACACUUGGCAUCCUCUCUGUCUGACCACCUCCAUCGGACGACGGGGAAGGUAGUCGAUGCUGUCCUCCUUCCCUUGCCGACAAGCGCGGUUGCGGAUGUGAUAGCACCGAUUGAUGUGGACCCCAAUGAAAGCGGCAAGAACUCUGCGAAGCCUCCUGUCCUUGGGAAAAGGAGGAGAUAUGGAGAUGGCGAUGGCGAUGGGAGCGGGUGGUCGAUGACGACAACGACGACGAAGAAGAGGAAGAAGGAGAGCGCGGAGGGAAGCUUGGGAGGUGGACUUGGAAGAGGGAAAAUAAUAGAGAACAGUGGGUGGUUGGUCAUUGAGAAGAAGGCGGGUCUUGGCGCCGAGGGGUCGAAGAAGAAGAAGAAGGAGAUUGUACUUAGUCUUUCUGAGACCGAGGAUGCACUACAGGGAGCGCCAGCGACUCUCGCACGUGCUUGCGGCGAGCUGUGGACGCGGACCCUGAAGUUCCUCUCCUCGCCGGAGGCCACCGCGAAGAUGGCUGCAGCGCGACUCAUUUUCACCGGGAGGAGAAGAGAGGAGUGGGUGGAGGUGUUCGAAAACCUAAUGCUCAAAAGCCGAGUCGAGGAGGAAGAAGACGGGGUGCCCGCAGAGCUCGCGGGGAUGCAGACCGAAAUGGAAGUCGCCGAGAUAUGCUGUCUUUACUUCGUGGAGCAAGCUUGGGACUCGUUGAUGCCAACGCUUAUUCGCCUCGUUCAUGGAGGACCGUUUGCCGUCGAUUGGCAACUCCAUAACCCUCGUUUUCCGUGUCGUGACCGGCUGCAACGAGCUCGGAUCGAGAGGCAUCGGGAUCGGGAUUGCGAAAGCAGAGGCAUGCGUGAUGGCCUUUCUUCUGCAGGAGCGCGCGCUGGGAAAGAAAGAGGAUAUGGAAGAGGAGGGGGAGGAGGGGGAGGMGGGGGAGGGGGAGGGGGAGGGUUGUCGGCUGUUAGAUCGUCAGGGGUGGCAGUGCAGUGCGCGUUCUCCUGUGCUUCUUCAUUCUCGGCGCAGCCGGGGACGAUCAGGGGGGGGGGGGAUGAGGAGGGGAGAUCGGGAUGGCCCGGGAGUUCUUGCAGACAGGAGGGAAGUCGUGACGUGGCGGCGUUCUUUGCGCGCCACGUGGCACGUCGGCAAUGGCUGUGGUGGAGAUUGAACCCGCAGCUCACUGCGUCGGCGGUCGCGGCGACUUGUUGCUGGGAGUCGGUUAUGUGCUCCACCUACGUGCGGAGCUUGAUGCGAAAGUUCCUGGAAGAUUCAUCGUCAUCUCUCUCCGUCGCUCGCUCUGCGGUCCACGUCGAGAUCAACCGAAGGAGAGAUUUCAAAUCGACAUCGAUGAAUGGAGAUGGAGAAGAUAAGAUUUCAGAUGGGCAUCAAGACCGUGCUGCUGUCUUUUGCCCAUCAGUCGGCUGCUCGUCAACGUCUAGAACAGAACCUAUUAUUGCAGAGAAGAGAGUGGUAAUGGACGAAAGGAUCUCUGGGCCGCAAGAUCCGCAAGAUCGGCGGCUGGCGGAUGUUGCUGAUGCCCUCCAUCGCCUGCACCUUCUUCUAUUGGAGGCAACUCGGCUCGAUGGUCUCGCUGCAGACAAUCGCUGCGGCGAAGUCGUAAUCUCAGCCGUUCAUUCGUUUAUAUCGGAAUGCGCUGAAGAAGAUCGGUUGCGCAUCAAUCGGCUUCUGUCCAAUGUCGUCCGGAUUUCUGUUGGGGGAGGAGGAGGAGAAGGAGGAGGAGGAGGAAGAAGAGAAUUGAGGCACUGUUCCAACUGCAGAAAUACCCUUUAUGAUGCAGCACAGAGGUCCUUUUCUGGUGUAGCGUUGAUCUCACUGCGAAGGUUUUUUUUGGCAAUUGGUGAAGUCACAAAGGUGGUGAAAGCAUGGGGAACUGUUGCGGACUCUGCGGAGGUACGAAUGAAGAGAAGGCGGAGGGUGACGGACGGAAAGUGCUUACAGAAGCGGAACGCGUUGAAAUGGCCAACGUGCGAGCUAAUGCGGCUGCAGCCGCAGAGGCACGGAAAAAAGCCUUCGACGAGUCAGCUGUAGGGAGGGCAGCACGCACAGCAGUUAUGGCGGCACAGGCCAAACCCGCUAAAGAGGCUGGCAGGACCCAACCAACGAUGCAGUGGCAAGUCGGAUAAUGGAUGGAGAGCCGGAGACUGGUCAUGCAAACGUCAGAGGUAUUUUUUUUUCCUGUAAUCGACUCGUAUGAUGAUGCGGAAGAGGUCCGAGCGGCAGACGAACACACUGCACGGUGUCGACAACAGUUGUGCAGGCUCUGUACAGUUAUCUCGCUAGCCCCGACUGCAAGCUCCGUCGUCAGAAAAGUGUGCUGCGAACUACAUUGUGAGCAGUGUAUUGUUGGUGCCACUCUCUCCCAUUUUGCAGAUUAUUCCCUGCAUCCAGGUCAGUCCCCCCUCUGCAGGCUGAUCCGACAGGCAGGUUCGCACCCUUGUGCAGGUUAGCCCCUUUCAUCCAGGCUGGUCUCAAAGUCGGUCCCACUGCGCCGCUUGGUCCCACGGUGCAGGUUUUGUGACAAUUCCUUAAGAGGCAUGGAGUCGGGCAAGACUCUUGUUUUGGAUUUUUUAUCCUUUUCACCUUCACUGCCCAGAUGGCGUCUUCCGUAAGUGGACGCUCCUUUCACCUCCAGUUUCUCAGAUUGUGUGCUCCGCAAGCGCGUGCUCCGUUGCGCCGUCACUUCCCAGGUUGCGUGUCACGUAAGCGCAGGAGCGCUGAUCCAUUUGGUUGAUGCCCACAUUAAAAGGAUCUUGUCAGUGUGUUGCCACCUUCUGCACCCGAAUACAACGUAUGGUCACUAAAGCUUUAUUUACUAUUUAGGGCAUCUUUCUGUCUACAUACAGCAAUAAUGACCGUACGUUGUAUUCGGGUGAAGACGGUAGUGCGUUGAGAGAAUGGUCUUGUUGCAUCUUUGUUCUGACACAAGGAAGCUACAUCGCAGGGAAACCGACACGGUUUGGUCAUGGCGUGACAUCGGAUCAGCUUGCCUGCGCCACUCUUUUCGACGAAUGACGACUGAUGUUGUCGCAACUUGUCGGUCGGUGAAUGGCUACCGAAUGAUGCUGUGGGGUCGCAGUUGCACGUCAGUGGAGAGGAAUGGCCAAUGGCCAAUGGCCAAGUUUUGACAUGGCUUGGCAUCUGAGUAUGGUUCUUUCGGAAGUCGUUUGGGCAAAACGAUUCUAUUGUUGUAUCCAACGGUCACGCUUCCAAGUCACCAGGUGUCCCAUGAAUAUAGUCUUAGGACCAGUAGGUCGAGUUCAGUGCCCGUGUUUUUUCCCUUUAUGAUUUUAGUUCUUAAUAGUAUUCCUUCUUUCUGAGUUUUUUUUUCUUUUCUUUUUCAGGUUGUAUUCUUAGAGUUUGAAGGCUUGCCAGAGCUGUCAGAACAGCAGUGUUCCAUGUAAAUUCCAGAUAGGUAGAGUAGUACAAAGGGGGGUGGGGGAGCGAGGCGGGAGGAAUCAAUGACACUUUUCUCU
Molecule: messenger RNA, 4497 nt
Organism: Chara braunii
Lineage: Eukaryota; Viridiplantae; Streptophyta; Charophyceae; Charales; Characeae
Source: the annotation of a GenBank genome assembly